AUGAUUUUGAUGGCAAAACCAGUUCACUAUCCUUACCAUCUUCUUUUCUUGAUUCUUUUCAUUUCUCUUGAUCAUUCAAGCCAGCUGCAACCCUUUCAGGUUCAGUCCCUUCUGAGAAUCCAGCAGCUUCUUAACUACCCAGCUUUCUUAAGCAGCUUUAGCAACACCACAGAUUUCUGCAACAUCGAACCAACUCCAUCUCUAACUCUAGUGUGCUAUGAAGGGGUUAUAACACAGCUUCAGAUUAUAGGAAAUAGUGGGGUUUCUCCAGAUUUCUCCUCAGACUCUUUCUUUGCCGCUGUUGCUGGUUUAUCUAGCUUGAAGGUCCUGUCUUUGGUUUCUCUUGGCUUAUGGGGGCCGCUUCCUGAAAGUAUUGGUCAUUUAUCUUCGCUUGAGAUAUUUAAUGCAAGUUCAAACUACUUCAGUGGUUCAAUUCCAGUAUCUUUUUCAUCUUUGAGGAGCCUUCAGACACUGAUUCUGGACCAUAACAAGUUCACUGGUGAGGUUCCUGGUUGGCUAGGUUUACUUCCGGUUUUGGCUGUGUUGAGCUUGAAGAACAAUUCCCUUAGUGGGUAUCUGCCAAAUUCUCUGACAAGAUUGGAAAGUCUAAGAAUUUUGUCUCUCUCAAAGAAUCACUUGUAUGGGCAAGUGCCCGAUCUUCAUAGCUUGACUAACCUUCAAGUUCUUGAGUUGGAAGACAAUCACUUCGGACCCCAUUUUCCAGAUUUGCACAACAAGUUGGUGACUCUUGUUCUAAGAAAUAAUAGCUUUCUAUCUGGCAUACCUGCUGAAUUAGUCACCUACUAUCAUCUGCAGAAGCUGGACAUCUCCUUUAAUGCAUUCGUAGGACCAUUUUCUCCAUCUUUGUUCUCAAUCCCUUCAAUCAAUUAUCUUGAUAUUUCACAUAACAAAUUUACAGGAAUGCUUUUCGAAAAUAUGUCCUGCAAUGCUGAACUUGCCUAUGUAGAUUUGUCCUCAAAUCUUUUGACUGGAGACUUACCUACUUGCCUAAACUUGAGUUCCGAGAGCAGACUUGUCUUGUGUUCUGGCAAUUGCUUGUCAGACAAAGAACAAGAGCAGCAUCCAUCCUACUUCUGUCACAAUGAAGCACUAGCUGUGAAAAUCUUGCCUCGAGAUGAGGGUAAGCAUAGGAGACAUGAUAAGGGAGUUCUCGCAUCAAGUACUAUAGGAGGAUCUGUUGGAGGAAUUGCAAUUGUUGGCUUGGUUUUCUUGUUUGCCAGGAGGGUUUAUGGUCAGGAUGAUGUGAAAAAACCCCAAACAAGGUCAAUUCUGGAGAUUGGGUCAACAGUGAACACAGUAAAACUUCUUUCUGAUGCAAGGUAUAUAUCACGAACAAUGAAGCUUGGAGCUAGCCUUCCUGCUUAUAGAACCUUUUCUCUGGAGGAGCUCAAGGAGGCAACGUAUAACUUUGAUGCCUCAAAUUUACUUGUUCAAGGUUCAAACAGUCAGGUUUAUAAAGGAAAGCUCAACGACGGGACUCUUGUCGCUAUUAGAAGCUUAAGAGCCAGGAAAAAGAUCAGCCAACAUAACUUUACCCACCAUAUUGAGUUGAUUUCAAAACUCAGACAUGGCCAUUUGAUCAGUUCUCUUGGACACUGCUUUGAUUGCUGUCAGGAUUAUUCCAGCACCAGCCAAAUAUUCCAUAUAUUUGAGUAUGUCCCAAAUGGGACACUAAGAGACUACAUCUCUGGAAUUCCAGCCAAAAAGCUGUCUUGGCCGCAAAGAAUAGGAGCUGCUAUUGGAGUUGCAAGGGGUAUCCAAUUCCUGAACACAGGGAUUGUCCCUGGUGUAUUUACGAACAAUCUGAAGAUAACAGAUGUUUUAUUAGACCAUGAUCUGCUUGUGAAACUCUGUACCUAUAACCUGCCACUGUUGACUGAAUAUCAGGUGGGUUCUGCAGUUUCUUUUCCUGGACCAAAACAAAUUCUGGGGACAAGGGACAGAGAUGAGGGUAAGAAAGACAUCUAUGACUUGGGAGUAAUCCUACUUGAAAUCGUUGUUGGAAGGACAGUGAUGUCCGAAAAUGAAGUCAUUGUCUCAAAAGAUCUGUUACAAGUAAGCAUGACAGUUGAUGACGAUGUUGCUCGAAGGAACCUUGUUGAUCCAGCAGUUCACAAGGAAUGCUCAGAUGAAUCUUUGAAGACGGUGAUGGAGAUAUGCAUUAGAUGUCUUUCCAAUGUGCCAUCUGACAGACCAUCAGUUGAGGAUGUCCUCUGGAACUUGCAGUUUGCAGCACAAGUUCAGGAAUCAUCCUGCAUAGAGGAUUUCCAGAACAAGCAAGAACCAAAUGUCUAG
Dovyalis caffra is the source of this 2316-nucleotide messenger RNA. NCBI's taxonomy places the organism in Eukaryota, Viridiplantae, Streptophyta, Magnoliopsida, Malpighiales, Salicaceae. The record is from the annotation of a GenBank genome assembly.